Messenger RNA from Camellia sinensis, 447 nucleotides. The record is from RefSeq and is a predicted model, not a curated record. Lineage: Eukaryota; Viridiplantae; Streptophyta; Magnoliopsida; Ericales; Theaceae.
AUGCUGGGAGAUCCAGCUCGGUGCAACCAGAAGCUCAGAUACACCCAUUACCAAGACAGGGAGAAUAUGACUCAGAAUUGCAGAGCAUUAAAGCAACACCUGGAAGACUUGGUAGCUGUUGGGCACCUCCGAGACUACAUUGAUCAGGACAAAGCGGUGACCGAACAAGGGAACCUUCUACCCGAACCGAACAUCGAGUAUCCGUCUUGGUUGGUAAUAGACAUAAUUCAUGGUACAACCAGCCACGAGCGUGAAGAGGCACUUCAAGAAGAAAUUACAAAAGUUGUGCAGAUUCAGCAAGUCAUGUCAGUAGGGCCCGUGCCGAAAAAGGUACGAACAGUACCUAAGCCCCCCUUAUGCACUGUUUCAUUUACUAGGAAGGAUUUAGACGGCAUUCAGUACCCACAUAGUGAUGCAUUGAUUAUGACUGUGGGAGUUGGGAAAUGA